UAGUUUGUUUGGCUUUACCUGUCACCUGUCACAAACUCGAGAAAGUAUUUACCUAAAAAACUAGACAAUCUCCUAAAUUUUAAGGGAAAUCCUCAAAAUUCGCUGCUUUUCAUAAACUUCGGACCAUUCACGCUCCUUCCCUCCAACAACCCAAAAAUGGCCAACAAAGCCGCCUUCAACGUGGAAAAGUACAAGACCUUCUACGAGUGCGACGAGCACUGGGAGCUGCGUCGGAUGUUUAUGGAGCGCCACAAGGACCGGUUCGACGAGGACGAGCUGGUUUGUCUGGCGCAGGUCUUUACCAACGUCGAGUUCCUCGGUUGUCGCUAUCCGCAGGAGACGAUGACGCUGAUUGCCGAGCUUUCCAAGGAGGUGGCGGCCGAGUAUCGCCAGUCGCGGGAGAACAAACUGAAGCGGACGUUCGUGGCAGCGUCGGAUGCAGCUGCCGCGAGGUACGCCAAGAAGUAGGAGGGACGGUUCGGAAGAUGAGAAGAUUGUGCCGCGGAGAUCAUUUUUAAAUACUGCACAUUUAUUUUUUUUUUUUGAUCAUUAAACUGUAAUGAUUCUAGGAUAAUUUAGUGUGACAUAUUUCAAGUGUAUAAUUUCGUUCCUUCGAAAAAAAA
Messenger RNA from Culex quinquefasciatus (southern house mosquito), 623 nucleotides. RefSeq names its product partner of xrn-2 protein 1. Lineage: Eukaryota; Metazoa; Arthropoda; Insecta; Diptera; Culicidae. The transcript has a single exon. The record is from RefSeq and is a predicted model, not a curated record. Bases 157 to 468 code for a protein of 103 amino acids.